AUGGCCCUGGAGCCCUGUGGCCUCCUGCUGCUCCUGGCUGUGCUUGGUGUUUCUGGCGCAGUUCUGCAGCCAGGGUGUGGCCAGCCCCAGGUUUCAGAUACAGGGGGCCGAAUCGUGGGAGGCCAUCCUGCCCCAGCUGGAGCAUGGCCAUGGCAGGCCAGCCUCCGUCUGCAGAGGGUGCACGUGUGCGGAGGGUCCCUGCUCAGCUCUCAGUGGGUGCUCACAGCUGCCCACUGCUUCUCCGGGUCCCUGAACUCAUCUGACUACCAGGUGCACUUGGGAGAACUUGAUGUCACUCUGUCCUCAAAUUUCUCCACCGUGCAGCGGAUCAUACUGUACUCCAGUCCCCCAGGGCCACCAGGGACCAGUGGGGACAUUGCCCUGGUUAAGCUGAGCACUCCCGUGGCCUUCUCCAGCCAGGUGCUGCCCGUGUGCCUGCCAGAGGCCUCAGCUAACUUCUACCCUGGGAUGCAGUGUUGGGUGACCGGCUGGGGCUACAUAAGGGAGGGAGAGCCCCUGCCGCCCCCAUACAGCCUGCAGGAGGUAGCAGUCUUGGUGGUGGACACAGACACCUGCAGCCAGGACUACUCCAGCCCGGAGGGCAGCGCCAUCCAGUCUGACAUGCUGUGUGCUCAAGGCCCUGGGGAUGCCUGCCAGGAUGACUCAGGGGGGCCCCUGGUCUGUCAGGUGGACGGGUCCUGGCUGCAGGCUGGUGUCGUGAGCUGGGGUGAGGGCUGUGGCCGCCCUGAGCGUCCAGGGGUCUAUACUCGUGUCUCUGCCUAUGUGAACUGGAUCCACCACCACAUCCUGGCCUCAGAGGACUCUGGGUCUGCAUACCCCAGCAGCUCUGAGCUCCUCCUCCUGGUUAGCUUCUUCCUCCCUGGACUCUUCCUCCUGCUUCUCUCUUGUACCCUGGCAGCCAAGUGCUCAAUGCGCCCAGCCUGGGCCAACCCUCCCUGUGACCCCUGA
Otolemur garnettii (small-eared galago) is the source of this 969-nucleotide messenger RNA. RefSeq names its product tryptase gamma 1 (gene TPSG1). Gene Ontology annotation, biological process: proteolysis. The transcript has 6 exons. The record is from RefSeq and is a predicted model, not a curated record. Gene Ontology annotation, molecular function: serine-type endopeptidase activity. The coding region runs from base 1 to 969 and encodes 322 amino acids. Lineage: Eukaryota; Metazoa; Chordata; Mammalia; Primates; Galagidae.